GCGCAGUUCAUUUCGAACGAGCCUAAUAUGUCCCGCGGUUCUUAAACGCGUCUUUACGCUACAGCGGAUAUGACGUCGGCUUCCUCCCUCGACUGCAGAUUAAGCUAAACUAGCAAGGCAGCGAUGUCAGGAGCCGAGGAGACUUCAAAGGACUCUGCGAGGGAGGCCGAAGAGUUUGACGUGGAGGCUGACGACCACACCGAGGAUGAGUACUUCAUGGACCCGACCCGAUAUAUGUUCUACAGAGACCGAAAGGAGUGGGCUGAUCUGGAGCCUGUUAUUCAGGAUGAUGGCCCAAAUCCUGUUGUGAAGAUCGCCUAUUCUGAAAAGUUCGCAGAUGUGUAUGACUAUUUCCGUGCACUCCUGAAGAAUGAUGAAAGAAGCGAUCGGGCUUUCGCCUUGACAGCUGAUGCCAUUGAGCUUAAUGCUGCUAAUUACACAGUUUGGCACUACAGGCGAGUACUUCUUCAAGCCCUAUCGAAGGACCUGAGGGAAGAGAUGAGGUACAUUACUGCCAUCAUCGAGGAGCAGCCCAAAAACUAUCAAGUCUGGCAUCACAGACGUAUGGUGGUAGAGUGGUUGAAAGACCCCUCGGAGGAAUUGGAGUUCAUUGCCGACAUCCUCAGCCAAGAUGCCAAGAACUACCACGCCUGGCAGCACAGACAGUGGGUCAUACAGGAGUACAAACUGUGGGACAACGAGCUGGAGUUUGUGGAGAUUCUUCUGGAAGAAGAUGUGAGGAAUAACUCUGCAUGGAACCAGAGACAUUUUGUAAUUUCUCACACCACAGGCUUCUCUGAUCCAGCCAUAGUGGAGAGAGAGAUUCAGUAUUGUCUGAACCAAAUCAAGAAGGCUCCCCACAAUGAAAGUGCAUGGAACUAUUUGAAAGGGAUGCUGCAAGACCAAGGUCUGUCGUCUCCGCCAGGCCUGCUGGAGAGGGUCCUUGAGCUGAAGGAGACGCACUGUUCACCUUAUCUUCUUGCAUUUCUGUUUGAUUGCUACGAGGACGUCUUGGAGAACAGCAACAAAAAAGAAAAUAUGACGGAAGGGGACCGAAAGGAAACGUUAGGAAAGGCUCUAGAAAUUUGUCAACUAUUGGCACAGGAGAAGGACACCAUCCGUAAGGAGUACUGGCUGUUUUUGGGACGUUCCUUAAAGAACAAAUGCAGUGGCCCCUCUGAGCCUAUGGCCGAUGAUCCUGUACCAUCAGGGCAGCAGGAGACGAGUUAGACCAUCAAGGGGGCUCAGCCCAUUUCCACUCCCAUCCUGCUUCGCUGCUACUGCCAGCAGAACCCACCGAUGCAGUUUGAUAUUACUGAAAAUGCUAAUCUGUAUUUUGCUGAGGAAGUUACUUGAAACUGACUACUAACAUGAGAUCGCCCAUGAGAAGGGGAUUCAGGUGAAAUAUAACGGAUACUCACUUUUAACUACAUAGGACAGAGAAGUGGAUUAUGUGUCAAAUAAUUUUCACCUUUUUUUUUUUUUUUUUUUU
This is a messenger RNA of Anoplopoma fimbria (sablefish), 1492 nucleotides long. It is a transcript of the gene fnta, whose product is annotated as farnesyltransferase, CAAX box, alpha. Lineage: Eukaryota; Metazoa; Chordata; Actinopteri; Perciformes; Anoplopomatidae. Gene Ontology annotation, cellular component: cytoplasm; protein farnesyltransferase complex; CAAX-protein geranylgeranyltransferase complex. Gene Ontology annotation, biological process: protein farnesylation; protein geranylgeranylation. The transcript has 9 exons. The coding region runs from base 124 to 1230 and encodes 368 amino acids. Gene Ontology annotation, molecular function: CAAX-protein geranylgeranyltransferase activity; protein farnesyltransferase activity. The record is from RefSeq and is a predicted model, not a curated record.